This is a messenger RNA of Encephalitozoon intestinalis ATCC 50506, 1077 nucleotides long. Its product is annotated as methionine aminopeptidase 2. Gene Ontology annotation, biological process: proteolysis. The transcript has a single exon. Lineage: Eukaryota; Fungi; Microsporidia; Unikaryonidae. The coding region runs from base 1 to 1077 and encodes 358 amino acids. Gene Ontology annotation, molecular function: metalloaminopeptidase activity. The record is from RefSeq and is a predicted model, not a curated record.
AUGAAGUUUAUUCUGAUUGAUCAGGCGCCAGAGCUUCCUAUUGAAUUUCUUCCAAAAGGCGAUUGCUACAGAAAGGGAAGACUGUUUGGGCCAAAGGGUGAGGAGAUUGAAAAUACCACCGACUGCGACCUCUUACAGGAUGCACGUAGAGCAGCAGAGGCUCACAGAAGAGCGCGGUACAAGGUCCAGAGUAUCAUAAGGCCGGGGAUAACGCUUUUGGAGAUUGUAAGAUCCAUAGAAGACUCGACAAGAACACUUCUGGAGGGAGAAAGAAACAAUGGAAUAGGAUUUCCGGCAGGGAUGUCGAUGAACUCAUGUGCAGCACACUACACAGUCAAUCCUGGGGAGGAGGACAUUGUUCUCAAAGAAGACGAUGUUUUAAAAGUCGACUUUGGAACACAUUCGAACGGGCGAAUAAUGGAUUCUGCAUUUACAGUGGCAUUCCAAGAGAAUCUCCAACCUUUGCUGAUGGCAGCCAGGGAAGGAACAGAGACAGGAAUAAGAUCUUUAGGAAUAGAUGCAAGGGUCUGCGACAUAGGAAGAGAUAUCAACGAAGUCAUCACAAGUUACGAAGUUGAAAUAGAAGGGAAAACAUGGCCAAUUAGGCCGGUGUCUGAUCUUCAUGGGCAUUCCAUAUCGCAGUUCAAGAUCCACGGCGGGAUUUCAAUACCUGCUGUUAACAACAGAGACACAACAAGAAUCAAGGGAGACACGUUUUAUGCUGUGGAGACUUUUGCAACAACAGGAAAGGGAUUCAUAAACGAUAGAUCUCCAUGCUCCCACUUCAUGCUGAAUGUGCACAAGAGCAGGAAGCUCUUCAAUAAGGAUCUGAUAAAGGUUUAUGAGUUUGUAAAGAGCUCGUUUGGAACUCUUCCCUUCAGUCCGAGACACUUGGAUCACUACAACCUGGUUGAGGGCGGGUCUCUAAAAAGUGUGAAUCUUCUUACGAUGAUGGGCCUCUUUACUCCAUAUCCCCCUCUCAACGACAUCGACGGCUCCAAGGUUGCCCAGUUCGAGCACACUGUCUAUCUAAGCGAGAAUGGAAAGGAGAUUCUUACUCGAGGCGACGAUUAUUAA